UAUGCUUUUGCCAAUGUUAGUUGUCAAUGUGCAAGAUAAAGAAAAGGAAAAGAAAAAGUAAAGGAGAGCAGAACCUGCUUGACACUUGGCUGAUGCAGGAGAAGCUUGGUGGUGAUAUGGCAGCGGCAACUUGUUACACACGUUCCGCUGUUGCUGCUCGUUUCUCCAAUGUACAUAGUAGAAUAAUAAUAACAACAGUAAUUACAAUGAUGUUGUUGAGUUGGUGGCACCAGUAAACAAAAUAUUGUGCUAAAGAACGAAAAAAAAAAAAGAAAGGAAAAAACUAUUUAUACAACUAAACGAACAACAGCACCACAAGUUGCUGUUGAUUAGUGUGCGUGUAUAUAUAUAUAUAUAUAUAUUAUAUAUUUUUCUCUGUCGUGUGACCGUCGCAAAGUGCUAUUAAUAUUUCCAUCUACCUUUUUCCUCCUCUUUACAUCGUCAUGGGUAGUGGAAGGUGUUCUUUAUCGCCGACCAAUACGGCAAUAAUGGUCAUUUUUGUCCUACAGCUGCUCAGCACUGUUGAACGCUUGAUAUUUGAUUUCCUGGGUUAUAUGUGGGCACCAAUAAUGGGAAACUUUUUGCAAAUUAUCUGUGUGAUUAUUGGAAUAUUUGGUGUAUGUCAAUACAGACCUUGCCUUGUGGCUGUGUAUUCAAUAUGGAGUUUGCUAUGGAUAGGUUGGAAUAUUUUUGUCAUUUGUCUCUACUUAGAAAUUGGUAUAUUAAGCAGGACACGAGAAUUAUACAUUUUAAAUAUUGGAACGAAGAAUAAAAGCUGGUGGUUAGAACAUGGCAUUGGUUGUCAGGUGACAAAUAACACAUGGGAGAAAAAUUACCAUGGAGAAACCAGUAGACCAAUUCCACCUGAAGAAUUUGUAGAAGGGUGUCUUGUAGAAUAUUAUUAUGUUGAAUUCAUUCAUGCUGCUGUGCAGUGUUUGUUUUCAUUCUUUGGGUUUAUAAUUUCCUGCAUCACAAUCUACAUGUACACAGAAGAAGAUGAGAGCUUCGAUUUCAUUGGAGGAUUUGACUCGUAUACCUCCUAUCAGUCACAGGGCAAAGGCUCCCACAUGCAGCUGCAACCCUUGUACUCGACUUACUCUACCAGUGUGAAUGAUGAAAUGGAGUUUGUCAAGAUGCGUUAUAAGUCACCAGCUCGAAACAGUUUCAAAAGCAGUUACAAUUAUGGCAUAAACCAUGCAACCAGUUUUGAUAGCCUUGGUGCCGGUGGCUCACCUAGUGUGAUCAGCUCUGAACAGCCCCCUAGUUAUGACAACCACAUGUACGACUCUACUGCUGCUUGCUACAGCACUCCAGCUAGUGGUGUUGGAGUAAGUAGAUCCACUGCUGCUAAUAAUCCUCUCUAUGCAACUGUUGAUCGCCAGAGCUUACGCAACAAGGCCAGUCAACGGUCGAAAUCUUCAAAAAAGGACUCUAACAAGAGGAAAGACUUACCUUGGGUUCAUGUCAGCCCUUCGUCAAAUUACACAAAUCACCAGCUUACCAACUAUUAACAAUAACAUUAAAAACAAAAAGGAAGCUUGCAUUUUUAAAGAUAUUUAAAAAAAAAAUUACAAAAACUAACAAAAAUACUUUGUCUCUGAAACAAAAUGUUAGAGGCAGGGAAUAUGUGAAACAUUUUUUAAAUAUGGAAAGAAAAAUCUCCUAAGCGGUAUAUAAAUGUAUUUAAGAUAUACAUUUUUUUUAUACUCGAGGGCAUUUUUCUUAUUCUUUGCCUUGCAUAUUUAAAAUGAGAUGUGAAUAAGCAAUUGUCCAGUUAAUGUUUAAAUUGAUGCUAUAACCUUGUCCUCACAGCACAUCUGACAAACUUCUCACUCCAGCUGCCAUUAGAAUUCUGGCAAGACAGGAAGAAAUCAGUGGCUACCACAACUAACUACACUCCCAUUAACCUCUCAAAAAAUUAUAUAAGGAUCUAUUGAUCUUUGAUUUUGUCAUCUGCCAACCAUUGUUACAGACACAAUACAUAUACACCCAAAAAUACAUGUGCACAUUCCAACAAUACACAGACCAGCAAUUACAUACACACACACUUACAUACUCAUGUAUACAUACACAAUCACACACACAACUCUCACUUGUAUUAAACUGUACUGUAGAUUGCCUGAAUGCAAGACUGGUUGUGGACACAAGUUCAAAUCUUGAUAUAUAUAUAUAAAGUACAUGCACAUACAAAACUUUACUCCUUCUACCCACACCAAGUAACAAUACCACUGUACCCCUCCUAGUACCAAACACUUGAUUAUACACCUAUCUUACUAUCAAUCUCCCCACUUCCUCAACUACCACUUUAAUAAACAUACCAUCCACUGCUAGGGGCAAUAUGCAAUCAUACUCUAACUGCACUUUUCAUUUGAGACCCUUCACCAAUUCUUUACUAGUGUUUUGCCACUAUUUCUAACUCUUUAUGAAGCCUCAUAUGGAAUGGAAAAAAAAAAGGAGGGGAGGAGUAAAAAGUGAGAUGUGGAGUAAAAUGAUGCAUUUCCCCCUCAGUUAUAAAUGUGGCAUAC
Octopus sinensis (East Asian common octopus) is the source of this 2525-nucleotide messenger RNA. RefSeq names its product sodium/potassium-transporting ATPase subunit beta-1-interacting protein 2. Bases 444 to 1511 code for a protein of 355 amino acids. The record is from RefSeq and is a predicted model, not a curated record. The transcript has 8 exons. Lineage: Eukaryota; Metazoa; Mollusca; Cephalopoda; Octopoda; Octopodidae. Gene Ontology annotation, biological process: regulation of sodium ion transport.